This is a messenger RNA of Paralichthys olivaceus (Japanese flounder), 4210 nucleotides long. It is a transcript of the gene zdhhc20b, whose product is annotated as zinc finger DHHC-type palmitoyltransferase 20b. NCBI's taxonomy places the organism in Eukaryota, Metazoa, Chordata, Actinopteri, Pleuronectiformes, Paralichthyidae. The record is from RefSeq and is a predicted model, not a curated record. Gene Ontology annotation, molecular function: palmitoyltransferase activity.
CUCCUCCCCUGUGAGCGCUGAAGUGACGUCACAGCGCGACACUCCCUUGCCCCAGCAGAGGGAGAAAGAUGGCGCCCACACACGUACUGAGAUGCUGUCAGCGGGGCUUAGCGUGGAUCCCGGUGAUUUUCAUCGCUCUGGUGGUCUGCUGGUCGUACUAUGCCUACGUGGUGGAGCUGUGUAUAUUCACCAUCCCAAAUUUAGGAGAGCUGAUUGUCUACCUGAUCUUCUUCCACCUCUUUUUCAUCAUGUUUGUGUGGUCUUACUGGAAGACCAUCUUCACCAAGCCUGCCAACCCUUCCAAAGAGUUCUGCCUGCCCAAGGCUGAGAAGGAGCGCUACGAGAAGGAAGAAAGGCCAGAGUCCCAGCAGGAGAUCCUCUGGAGAGCUGCCACCAGUCUACCUCUGUACACCCGCACAGGAGCCGGAGCAAUCCGUUACUGUGACCGCUGUCAAGUUAUCAAGCCGGACCGAUGUCAUCACUGCUCGGCAUGUGACAUGUGCGUGCUGAAAAUGGACCACCAUUGUCCCUGGGUGAACAACUGCGUGGGAUUCUCCAACUACAAGUUCUUUAUCCUCUUCCUGGCCUACUCGCUGGUGUACUGUUUGUUCAUUGCAGCCACCGUGCUUCAAUAUUUCAUAAAGUUCUGGACGAAUGAGCUGCCAGACACUCACGCCAAAUUCCAUGUCUUGUUUCUUUUUUUUGUGGCGGCCAUGUUCUGCAUCAGUAUUCUGUCCCUCUUCAGCUACCACCUGUGGCUUGUAGGCAAGAACAGGUCCACUAUAGAGGCCUUUAGAGCACCAGUCUUUAGGACAGGCUCUGACAAGAACGGCUUCUCUCUGGGUUUCCGUAAGAACAUCGCUCAGGUCUUUGGAGACCAGAAGAAAUACUGGCUGCUUCCCAUCUUCACCAGCCAGGGAGACGGUCUGACGUUCCCUACACGGCUGGUCAGUGCUGAUGCAGAGCAGGCAACAGUGACCCUUCAUCCGGAGCCCAAUAAAAGUGCUGCGGACGUCCCUGUGAGCCCUCUCAUCGACUCACAGAAUCGCCUCCUGAGCAACGACCAGCAUGCCAACAACAUCGCAGACCAUCUGGCUAACAACACCCUCAAAUCAGAUGAUAGUGAAACCAUUACAAUCUCCAUGGAAAGCGAGUCCUAACCAGGUAAACCUGAAUCCCUGGAGUUCGUCUGCAGGAGAAUAUCCUCAAUCAUCUAAAACGAUGCCUUAAGCAACGCAGCAGUUUAGUUCGUCACCAUGGCAACAGUCUCCCACUGCAACCUCAUCCCCACAGACCCGCUCAGCAUAACCGUGGAAAUGCAUUCAUUUUGCGCUUCGCAGAACAGUAAUGCAUUGGCAUUUUUCGCAUGCAGUGUCGUAAGCAAAUCUUACACCUACCACCCACAGGACAUGACAUACAAGGUUGUUCCCACUAACACGAACAUACAUACAUACAUACAUACAUACAUACAUACAUACAUGCAUACAUACAUACAUUCAUACAUUCAUACAUACAUGCAAACUGUCACACAUGCAGCCAUUUCCUUUUGCUGUUUCGUUUAUUUUUUUCUUACAACUGGAGCAUUUAUUUAGAAGAUGAAUGAAGCCUGGAGGGAUUUAUUUUGCUGUUAUGAUAAAACUUUUUGUGCCAAAAGCUUCCUUGGUGCACCAGGACUUGGUUAAAGGCACAAAACUGCAGUGGAGAGUGGUGGACAAGCUGGAUCAGUGUGUUUGAUUUGAUUUCGCUUUUGUGUUUUUUUUUUAAGGCAGUACAUCCCUCUGAAGAUGGAUCAGUUUGCUCAUGUGACAUUUUUUUAUAAUUCUUUAACACAAGCGUAUAUAUAUAUAUAUUGUCCGCACCUUUUUUUGAGCUGGAUUUUUCCCCUCCAAAACCCGGACAACAGUACAGAGGACUCUUCUGCAUUGAACCAGUGCACAACAGGGAAGACUGUAGCUGGGUUUUGGAUGGGGUUCUGGAUAACAGAGGGCAAGGUGGGGCAUUUGCACUUUGUAGUUUAACAAUAUCCAUCAAAACAACGUGCUGCUUUUUUUUUUAUCAUGUCCAAAUAAGCAUCCCAGGUAAAACAGAUGUUGGAUGAUGUGAUUUAUGGCGUACUGUGUGUAUGAAUGUGUGAAUGUGUGUAUCACAGUUGCAGUGGCAGUUUUUUCCUUCAUUAUUUUUUUUCCAGAACUAAAAGAAUCAGCUUUAUGUGCUUUUGUGGCCAACUCGUGCGACAACGUGCUGCUUACUUACGGACAGUAUGACCUGGGAGAUGCGAUUCACACAGUGUAAUGUGCAGCGUCCUUUACUGCCUGUUCAGAGUCGGCUCAUUAUGUCAUUGUGAUGAUCAGUGAUUGUUUGCCCAAAAUGUCCACAGCCGCCUGUCCUCUCUACAACUCAGUGCUUCAACCUUUUACUAAGACACCAACACUCAUUGCCAAAUAAGGGCUUGACCUGUCAGGAGCUCUGACCUUUGAACCUGCAGUGUUUACAACAUUCUAGCUUUAUCUUGUCCUCACUGGCCAAUGUCAUGGUUCUACUAGUCGUCGUGGCAAAGUAUUUUACACGAGUUGUAUCUGUCCUGCCUGCCUGCGUGGUUCAUGAUGUCCUAGCAGUACCAGUGCUGGCCAGCAGGUGGCAGCGAGGCUGUUAUCGGUCCUCAUUCAGAUGAAGAGUCUUCUGUUCUUCACAAGCAUCUGGCUCAGGGCUCAAUUCCCUUUCUGUCUAAUUUGCAGGUGCAGCUUUCUUCAGAAUGAAAUGAUCUCAUAACAUGAUUCACUAUGUUCCUGUGAUAACUCGCCCAGAGGAAACCAAAGUGAAUCGAACCUCUCUGAUCUGCUGUUAAAAAAUAGGUGUCAGCUACAGCUUCUGCUCCUCGUCUACUCUUUACCUAAUUUGGAAUCAGCUCAGUGUUGUGACCUUGAACUGUUUUAAGGAGAUUUAGCUUGUGUAAAACUUGACGGUGUAUUGUCUCGUCAAUGUUGAACGUCUGGGAUGUGACUUAAAUCCACAAUAACUGAAUUUUUAAAGCACCAGAAAACUUAAAAGACUGAAUCACCAAUGCAUCAUGUGUAUAUCUGUAAAAAGAUGAACAACCAAAUAACAACUUUUCAGGAAUGGGGUACAUCCUUUUCCAUUGAAUCUCUGUCAUUUAUAUGCAACUUUCCGAUUUACAUUAGAGGGAGAUUUGAGGUGUCACUGCUCAUAUCUGUCUGGUCACAUCCCUGACUGUUGCUGGAGGAGCCUCCCAAUAACUAGACCCAAUCAGACUCUGGUGAUGUACAAGUUUACAGCUGUUUCUAUCUUGUAGAGUGAACUUGUGGUGUUGUACAGUGUGUUUCUCUGUAAUCGUCAUAGUUGUGCUGAAUGUACCACAGACAGGACAGUGAGGGCUGAAAGACGGAGCGUUAAAACAGCGUUUAUGUUUACAUUUUAUCCUUCCAAUCAUGUUUGACCUUUUGAGCCCAAGUGUAUUUCUUUACAAACAGGCGAUUGGAGGAUAUUUGUUGCUGUAUGGAUUACGCUGUCAUGGUGGCUGAGUACAUACUGUGGUUUGAUUUCAGCAGAUGAAGUUGCUGUUGAAGAUCAUGGUCCAAGCAAAGGUUGUGUUUUGAUCAAGUGUGGAUCUUUUUUUCUAAACCUCAUAUGUAACCAUUUAGUUCUAUAUUGUAUAACGAGCUUGGCUCAUUCCCCUCAUCACGUAUGAUCACUGAUUAUAAAACAUUGGACCUGUCUUCUUGUUUUACAAAUUGCCUAUAAUCUGCCUCUGGGUGGUUUGGCCUUGACACUAGAGUGUGUGUGUGUGUUUUGUAAAGCUUAAUUGAGUGUUCCUUUUGUAAUACUGUCGUCUUGGGAGAAAUGCUUUAGUGUAGCCAUGAGAUUUUUUACAUGUCUGUGUACAUACAUAACUGUCUGACUAAUGAUGAAAAGCAUGGCACCUAACUUCUGUAAACAACGUUUUAACAUAACAGGGAUUUUGGUGAUAAAACAGACUGGGUUUUUUUUCAACUGUAGCCAGGGGUGUCAUGUUUUAAUUCAGCUUUACCCUGGUCUGCUAAAACUUUAUAAAUGAAGCCAUAAAGACUCCUGUGAAAAUGGAGGAAGGAUCUUGAAAAUUCAGUUUAAUUUCAAAAAAACAUUUCACAUCUGUACCGUACACAGUGCAGAUGUUGCCUAUCAUAACUUGCUUAUUGCUACAUUUUGAUUUCUU